AUGAAGGCGUCAUCUAGCGGACAUGAGGCUGUGGCGCAGUGUCUUCUAGAUAGAGGGGCGUCUGUCGAUGCGAGCAAUAAAAGACGGGAGACGGCGCUGGCCCUUGCAGCUGCUGGUGGCCACGUGUCCGUGAUGAAGAUGCUGAUCGAAGCUGGAGCCACUACUGAAUCGGUGGAUGAAAGUGGCGAGGUUCCUCUCAUGGCUGCUGCUCGGAAGGACCAAGCGGAUGCAGUGCGGUAUCUGGUGGAGUGUGGAGCGAACGUCAACCUUCAGGCGCGUAACGGAUACACGGCAUUGCUGUUGGCCUCGUGGAAGGGGCAAGUGAACGCUCUCCGAGUUUUGCUC
Messenger RNA from Phytophthora sojae, 345 nucleotides. RefSeq lists its product as hypothetical. The annotation marks the transcript as partial. The record is from RefSeq and is a predicted model, not a curated record. The transcript has a single exon. NCBI's taxonomy places the organism in Eukaryota, Oomycota, Peronosporomycetes, Peronosporales, Peronosporaceae. Gene Ontology annotation, molecular function: protein binding.